UCCUUUUGAAAACGGUUGCUGUCCAUGUACAAGUGGUCACUGCUUAGACAGCGCCGCCUGUAACAGUCACUCUGCGGCUUGUUCCUCUGGAUGUCAACGCGGCUACUAUGGUAUAAUGUGCACAAACAAGUGUAGUCCAUUUUGUACAGGUGGCAACACUUCCUGUCACGGCAAUUUAGGUCACUGUGCCAACGGCUGUAGUGCUGACUGGUUUGGGAGGAAAUGUGAUGCGUCCUUCUGUACUGAGUCGUAUCCACACUGUAUUCAGUGUGCUUAUCGCCAGAAGCCGUACUCCGUCAGUAGAAACGAUCUGGACUGUACGGAAUGUGAACCGGGCUACUACAUAACGAACGGACAUUGUGAAGAAUGUCUUCAUUGCAAGGACAACAAGUGUCGGAGUCACGACGGAAUCUGUCUGGAAGGGUGCGCGAGAGGAUGGUUUCUAGACACUUUCCGGGAAUACUGCACCAAUGAAUGUGGUCGAUGUGUAAACCAUAUAUGUCACGCAUUUAAUGGCACAUGCGUGAACGGAUGUCAGCCAGGGUAUUAUGACCAUACGUGUACCGUGCACUGUCCAAGGAAUUGCCAGUACGCUACGUGCAAUUCCUCGGGGAUUUGUGCUGAGGGCUGUAACCAUGGUUUCUACGGACUUUACUGCUAUGAUCAGUGUGAGAGAUGUCUACAGGACGUUUGUGAUCGUGAGACAGGAGUUUGUUUAAAGUGUAAACCGCAGUGGCACGGUCCUGAGUGUAGCCAGAGCUGUGACGGUUGUGUGGAGGGCAUGUGUACGGACGGGCAGGGAUGCGCCGACGGCUGCUGGCCAGGACUGUACGGUAUAUCCUGUAAUAUGACAUGUCCGGAUAAGUCCUCGUGCUACGCAUGUGACCAAAUGUCCGGUCAGUGUAUCGUCUGUAAGGACACUCUUGGCUCUCCGGCACCACCCUCCUGCAAGGUCGUAAUGGAUGACGUCACGUGGACGGAAGCGUACCGGGAAACAUCAUGUGCACCAGGCUACUAUGGUGAAUUUUGUAAAAUGCAAUGUUCAGAAAAAUGCCUAGUGGAUUCCGAAAAACGGCAUUGUUGUGAUAGAUUUACUGGCACGUGUCUGCCGAUAGCCGGAUGCUACCCUGGUAACUAUGGGCUGUACUGUGACCGGAUAUGCAUCAAUUGUCUGUAUGGCGCAUGCACAAGGGACGCCGGAAUGUGCUUACAUGGAUGUGCUACGGGUUGGAGUGGUCCCGAGUGUGUUGCCAAGAUAGAGACAGUUGAGACAGUAGACAUUUCUCUACUUUUUACUACUGUUGCCGUGCUGGGGGCUACAGGGGUGGGGCUACUGAUGGUCCUUCUCUGUUACAUCUGCUGCACAACAAGAAAAGACCCGAAAGCUGAAGUAUACAUUCCCACAGAUCCACCAGGACAUACCACUCUUUAGGAUCAACAAGAUACUACAAAGCACAUAUUCACUUCACGGCACAACGCAAGUCACUAAAACCUGUCUGUUCAUUACUAAAACACGACGUUCGGAAUUCCGAUUCAGAAUGGUGGGGAAUACAUUCGACAGAGGUGUUUCGAAUGACAAUGCAACGUCUGUAACUAAUAGAAAAGUCUAAGUGUGGCUGUCACAACAGCUCUAAAAGACGUUAACUGACGAUAAAGUGUCAAACUACAAUCUCACCAGGUAUAUAUCUACAAACAGUGGUUGUAGUACGGAAUGGACCGGGAUAUACGAAUGGUAUCGAAGCAUUUGGAGGUAUUAUUUCACAUCGAAUUCUUGCAUGUUUUUUGUCAUUUUGAAUGAAGGAAAAAAAAACAAUUUCGGGGUCAUCUGGUCAAUGCAUUGACAGGAAUGGAUUGUGCUGAUGGUUUCUACAGAGCACAUUGGACGACAGUAUUUUUUUUCAUGGAGCAAGAAUUCAGAAUCGAGUCGGACGAUAUAAUUUACUGCAAAAAAACAUUUCUGAGGGAAAACGUCUGUAGCAUCGAUCGCUCGAAGUAUUCUAUUGCAGUGUUAAUAGAAUACACUGCACGAUCGCAAACCUGUCCCCGAGGCUUAUGGCCGUCUGUUAUCAUUCAAAGUAAUUUCGUUUUCUACAGCUACAAAGCGAUAGUAUAAAAAUUCUAUGUUAUAUUCCGUUUGGUUCUGUUAUAUUCAUGUUACAAACAACAAAUUAUUCAUAAGUACACGGUGAGAGUAUGUGAUAACAGACAUUCACAAAGCUAAGGCCAAGUUAAUUACUCUUUGUGUGAUUUCGGAGUGAUUUAUUUAGUAAUACUUUAGAAAUGGAACAGAGCUGAUUCAUCGCUUCUUUAUCCAUCAAUGACAAUGACAAUUGUAUUAUUCUCAUAAACAAUACAGUGUAGAGAAUACAUAUAUACAAAUGGGUGGCAAUAAUGCAUGGUGGAACAUGAUGCAUCGUGUUAUUCCGCAACUGAAUCCGCGCUUAAUCAUACAAACGUAUGUCUCAUGCCCGCUUUCAUAUGUGUUCGGUGAACGCAUGAUAGAUCGAUAUUAAAUCAAUGUCUCAUACAACCUUGAUAUAUUGAACAUAAAUCUGUUUCUUUAAAUCGAGCAACUAUUGAUGUUUUCUCACCUAGAACACUUUAUGUUUCAGUGUGCCCGCGUAAUCUGUAAACCAUGUUUUGCGAAUACGGAGUUAUUUUUAGUGUGUACAUAUUGGUGUGGAAGUUUUCAUUCAUUUCUCCGUCUUACUAUGGUGACAAAAUAAAAC
Molecule: messenger RNA, 2729 nt
Organism: Mizuhopecten yessoensis (Yesso scallop)
Lineage: Eukaryota; Metazoa; Mollusca; Bivalvia; Pectinida; Pectinidae
Product: multiple epidermal growth factor-like domains protein 6
Exons: 4
Coding region: 116-1432 (438 amino acids)
Molecular function (GO): scavenger receptor activity
Source: RefSeq, a predicted model, not a curated record